Messenger RNA from Ostertagia ostertagi, 1188 nucleotides. NCBI's taxonomy places the organism in Eukaryota, Metazoa, Nematoda, Chromadorea, Rhabditida, Trichostrongylidae. The record is from the annotation of a GenBank genome assembly.
ACUGUGGAACUUCAGAGGGGUCUUCUGGUGUGCCUGUUCUUUGUUCUGGCCGAAUGCCGUAUUAAAAUCGAUUUGUCAUCAGAAGAGUAUCCCGAGAAAGAUUUUACGAACAGGCGGUCCACUUUAGAAUCAUUCCGAAACCGUAAGAUUCCUACCGAAGCCGAAGAAUUGACCGGACGAGAAUUGAUCGAUUAUGUGAACAGCCAUCAGUCAUUGUGGAAGGCAAAGGAGAAUCGCCGUUUUGCUCGCUAUCCAGAUCGCACCAAAUGGGGCUUGAUGGGUGUGAAUCAUGUGCGCUUGAGCGUGAUGGCAAAACAGCAUCUGUCCACCACCAAGGACUUAGAUAUUGACAUUCCGGAGUCGUUCGAUUCGCGUGAAGAAUGGCCAAACUGCGAAUCCAUCAAAGUGAUCCGGGAUCAGUCCAGCUGUGGUAAGUGCAUAGGGAGCCCUCAGGAUCCUGCUGGGCGUUUGGAGCUGUUGAAGCGAUGUCGGAUCGAAUUUGUAUUGCCUCCAAGGGAGAGAUCCAGUCUGGCCUAUUUUAUCUUAUCUAUAUUUAGCUGCAACGGCGGCGAUCCACUGGCAGCCUGGAAAUACUGGGUGAGGGAUGGAAUCGUUACCGGAUCGAAUUUCACCGCAAAUCAAGGCUGUAAGCCGUAUCCGUUCCCACCCUGUGAGCAUCACUCAAAUAAGACCCACUACGAUCCCUGUCGCCAUGAUCUGUUCCCAACUCCUAAAUGUGAGAAGAAAUGUGUGCCGACGUAUAACGAGAAGAGCUACAAUGAGGACAAGUAUUACGGAAGGAACGCCUACGGAGUUAAAGACGAUGUAACUGCUAUUCAAAAGGAGAUUUUGACACAUGGCCCUGUUGAGGUGGCUUUUGAAGUCUACGAGGAUUUCCUUAACUACGCUGGAGGCGUCUAUGUGCACACAGGCGGAAGACUUGGUGGAGGACACGCAGUGAAAAUGAUCGGUUGGGGAGUCGACCAAGGAAUGCCGUACUGGCUCGUCGCUAACAGCUGGAACACUGACUGGGGAGAGGACGGUUACUUCCGCAUUCUGAGAGGAGUAGAUGAAUGUGGCAUCGAAUCCGGAGUGGUUGGUGGUGUGCCGAAGCUGAACUCAAUCCACCGCAGACGCCACGCGAAACGUCACACAAGACGCCACGCAUACGAGGAUGAUUUCUUCUAA